CCCGCCCCGCUCCGAGCGCGCCGCCGAGGGCCGGCGCCCGGCGGGAGGCAGGGAAGGGAGGCGCUCCCGAGCCCCGCGGAGGCGGCGGGAGAGAUGGGACCGGCACCGGCCCCGCCACCUGCCUGAGCCGCUCCCGGAGCCGCCGCCGCCGCCGCCGCCGCCGCGGGGAGCCGACCGACAUUCAGAAUGGCAGCCUUAUCCACGUUAAUCCUCCUUUUGUGUGCUGCUAAAGAUGUGAUGCCUUCCAGUCCUCACUGGAAGCCAACUUGGCCAUCUUACAGAGUUCCCGUUAUCCUGCCGCAGUCUACCCUAAACUUGGACAAACCCCAGUUUGAUGCUGAAGCCAGACUGGAAGUGGUAUCUCCAUGUGGCCCAGCAUGCCACAAAAGCUCUCCGCUGCCGACUUACGAAGAGGUGAAGAACUACCUGUCCUACGAAACCUUGUACGCUAACGGCAGCCUCACAGAAACCGAGGUGGGCAUAUACAUCCUGAGCAAUGGUGGCGACGGCUCCCGAGGCAGAUCUCGAACUAAGAGGCAGAUCUAUGGCUAUGACAGCAGGUUUAGCAUUUUUGGGAAAGACUUCUUGUUGAAUUACCCGUUCUCCACGUCGGUGAAGCUCUCUACGGGUUGCACGGGGACGCUGGUGGCCGAAAAGCACGUUCUUACUGCCGCUCAUUGUAUCCAUGAUGGAAAGAGUUAUGUCAAGGGAGCUCAGAAACUGCGGGUGGGGUUCCUAAAGCCCAAACAGAAAGAUGGCGGCAAAGGGUCCAAUAUCACCAACUCGGCAAUGCCUGAGAAAAUGAAAUUCCAGUGGAUCCGAGUGAAACGGACACAUGUCCCCAAAGGAUGGAUCAAAGGCAAUGCCAAUGACAUUGGCAUGGAUUAUGACUAUGCCCUGCUGGAGCUGAAGAAGCCGCAUAAAAGAAAGUUUAUGAAGAUAGGUGUGAGCCCACCAGCAAGACACUUACCUGGAGGGAGGAUUCACUUCUCUGGCUACGACAAUGACCGUCCGGGAAACCUGGUUUACCGCUUCUGUGAUGUCAAAGACGAAACGUACGACCUGCUGUACCAGCAGUGUGAUGCCCAGCCGGGUGCCAGUGGAUCUGGGGUAUAUGUGAGGAUGUGGAAGAGACAGAAUCACAAAUGGGAGCGUAAAAUUAUUGGUAUAUUUUCAGGCCAUCAGUGGGUGGACAUGAAUGGCACCCCGCAGGAUUUCAAUGUAGCUGUUCGCAUUACACCCCUCAAAUACGCACAGAUCUGUUACUGGAUCAAAGGCAACUACCUUGACUGCAGGGAAGGAUAAAGACAAUGAAACUCCGUGAAAGCACUUAAUGACUGGUUUUAGUUACUCAUCUGAGGAAAGGCUAGACUUUGUGCUGCAAAUGCGUGUGAUCAUGUAACAUCAAGAGGUGAUAUGUAGCUUUUCAAGCCAGCCACCUUGUUCUUAGGACAGGGACUGGGUGGUGCUAUCAUUACAGCCUGAAACUGGGGAGAAAGGAACGUCUGCUGGGUGGGGAAGGAGCAGGUGGACUUGCUGAAUUUGCAGCUGAGCAACUGAAGAUUAAUUAGGGGCGGAUCAGUAAACAGUAUGAAAACAGAACCGUCUCCAAAGAAUCUUGUAAAAGGGACGCUGUUGACUAUCUCAUGCCUACAAUGUUUGUUUUAAUAAAUCCUAGGAUUAGUAGAAAUGCUUUGAUCUGAACUUUUAAAAGAAAAUAUUUCUAUGCUGUUGGGGGCUGAAGAGGGGCAUUUAAUGGUGUUUGCAACCCAAACAUUACAGCUUUGUGUUCCUGCAUGAGAAAAGGGAGUGUGAAAAGGGCAAGGCAUGCGCCGUGGGAGAUGAAUGCCACACAAAUAGCGUGAAGGGUAAAUAACCACAUAACACUUCUAACUUCCUUUCAGCCUGAGUGAUUUGAGACUUUAUUAGUAACAUAGUUAAGAAAAAUGUUUUUUGAGCAGACAGACCUUGAUGUUGUAAGGAUUUGACUGUGAAGAUGAUGUUGGUCAUAUGAUCAGUGCUGUUACAUCCUGCUUUGAGAAACACUAAUUGCACAUGGGAUUAAAUCUGUAUAGGAGCUGGGACCUAUGAAGGAGCAGGAUCCCUAUGAAUAUACUAGAAAGCGUGUGGGGAAAGGGGCUUUUCUGUUUAUGACCUACUUAAGCCUUUUAAGGAAAACCUCAUGUCAGCAACUCAGAUUUUCAGAGGGGAGGCCUGUCUUCAGUCUUGCUGUCUGUCUGAAUUGCUGCCUGCAGAGCAGGUAAAGGACAGAGCAGGACAAGGAUUCUACUGACUUUUCCCCGUUUGUUGAAGAUCCUUGGUGUUCUACCUAAUAAUGCACCACAUAGAGGGACCCUAGACUUAAAAGUGUCUCUCAGCCAUAUCCCAUUGACAGUGUAAUUUGGGCAUCUUGACUAAUGUUUCUUGUCUUUUUGGAAUAGGAAUAUUCCUCCCUACAUAGAUGUUGAGUUACAAAUAAUUCUUAGCAAAUGCAUAGUUCAGGAUUUCUGCAGCUGGAAUAGAACCACUUUAUAGGAUGCAGCCUGGGUUUGCUAUGAAGUGAUCCUCUGCUGUCUCUUACAGAUAACAGUGAUAUUUUUACUGUAGAAGAAUUAGAGUUGAAAACAAGAACUGUCUUUUUGGGGUAAAACCAGUGCAGCCAAAUGCUGUAGCUCAGCAAACAGCAUUUGGAAAUCAACAUGGUCUGUACAACCAGCCUUUCUUAGAUGGAUUGUGCCACUGUAAUUCAGUGACAUGGUUGAGGACAUGCUGCCAUGCCAAGAUGAUUUUUUAAGUAGGAGGAUAGACACCGGCUCCGGUUCCUCUUCCACCCAUCACUCACUGACUCCUGAAGCUUCCCAAGUUGCCCAUGGUGCUUGGUGUUGUGGGGCAAAUGCACAUCCCUGGUGAGAAAUAUCAAAGCUGGGAAGGAGUGAAUCUAAGCAGAGAUUCCCUGUGCUAUACCAAUACAAGGAAAAUGUUAAUUCAGCUAAGCCUUUUUUUACACUCUACUAAUUACUACGGCAUUUGUAAACAUAUGCCUGAUGGUGCUUUAUCUUUGUGGUGGCUUUGGCUCUAGUUCUGACAAACAUUUUUGCUGGAGCUGCCUAUGAUUAUUAUUUUUAUAGAAGCAGUGUACAAAAAUGUGGACUCUCAUGUGGGUUUUUGGUGCACUCAGAUACAAGCAGUUACUAAUGCUUUGAAAUAUGAAUAAUCACCAUAUGUAUCUGAUGGUAUUUUUCUGACUUUUUGUUUUAAUUUCCUUUACUCUGUGGAUGUUAUCUGGAGCACUUUUGUUUGAAUGUAUCACAGUGAAUAAAGAAAAGUUAUGGAAUUUCAAUGCAGACAUUCUUGUAUUUGUGCUGUAUUGGGUUGCACUUUCAAUCUCAUUUCAGCUACUUACUUGUAAAGACAUUCAGAUACAGAUUUAUUAAAAUCCUCAGUGCUGUUUAUUUCCUUCAAUUUUCUUCUGCUCUUACCUGUUGGAAGUUUUUGUUUGGAUGUAUUGGUUUUGUUUUUUUUGGUAGGCUUAAUUA
Messenger RNA from Camarhynchus parvulus, 3536 nucleotides. RefSeq names its product serine protease 23 (gene PRSS23). The record is from RefSeq and is a predicted model, not a curated record. Gene Ontology annotation, biological process: proteolysis. NCBI's taxonomy places the organism in Eukaryota, Metazoa, Chordata, Aves, Passeriformes, Thraupidae. The coding region runs from base 187 to 1305 and encodes 372 amino acids. The transcript is spliced from 2 exons. Gene Ontology annotation, molecular function: serine-type endopeptidase activity.